AUGACCGGUCAUCCGUCUUGGCGGCUGCUGCCGGCCGCCUCCCCUGACAUCCCCACGCUCUUGGUGUCGACGGCUUUCACGGAAGACUCAUACACCGUGCACCUCUCUGAUCUCGCCAAUGUGUGGGUCGAAAGCUUGGAUCGGAAACCCCUCAUCCACCGAGGAGUGAUGGAGGGUACGAGCAUUGACCCAAGCGAUGGGCCUGGCCAAAUUCGAAGGCUCCUGGAGCUCUUGGCGGCUGCCUUCGACAGCAAGGAUGCCGAGCAUGCCAAUACCUCCCUCGUCCUUACCCGGGGUGACGACGACAACUCUCUUGUCCUGCACAUCACUUGUCUGCUCCCAGAGCCCCUGGAACCGCUGAAAUGGAACAUGCGCCUGAAGAAAUGUCCGCAGUCCACCAUAGCAUCCGAGCUUGUCCUCCCACUGAUCCAAGCGCACGAGGCCCGCACGCGUGAUAUUGAUCGCCUCAUUUCGCUUCUACGCGACAAGGAUGCCGUGAUCAACAAGCUAAUCGACAAACUCGAAGCCACGGGAACAGCGCUAGAAUACGUCUUCCACGCACUGUCGGGGAAGCGUCGGGUCGCUAGAGCCACCGCAGAAGCGAAUGUGAAAGGCCUAGCUCCCUUCUCUGAAGCUGAUUUCAGGAGUGAAGCUGCUGAGCUUCGCGAUGUGGCUCAGGCCUCGGAUGUGUCUGCUCUCCUCGGGACGGUCUUCGGGGCCUCUGGCCUGCGGUAUAGUUCAGAUCUGGAAAUAGAGGCGUCAUCGUUUCUGAAUGAUUGGUGGACGAAGAUCUCAAAGGGCAGGAAGGUUGUUCUAUCCGACUGCCCAGGGAAGAAAGAAUCCCGCAAAGCCUCCCCACCUCCAGAGCCUGAGCCAAGCAAAGAGGAGGAGGACGACUUCCAGGUGCAGGCUACUCCACCAGGCCUGCGGUCCGGCAAGAGGCUUGACCAUCCUUCCCAGACAGCAGAUGAUGAAACAUCGGAUGGCGAAGACCUCGCGGAGGCCACGACCCGUUCACCCGCGACCAAGGCCACGGUGCGGAGUAAGGGCUCUGGCUCCCAACGGGGAACCAUAGGUCGACACAAUAGACCGUCACCCUCCCCUCCGUCACCAAGCACGUCCCAGCGCUCGCCCGCCAGGAGGACUGCCCCGGGGGGUAGCGAUUCCGAGACGGCUUCGGAAGGUGACGAUAGCGACACGCACAGCUCUCCUCCAAGAUCACCCUCCAAGCCUUUGCCAAGGCGUGGAGGGUUGGGCCGCAUUGGCGGAAAGCCAAAGACAGAAACUGCAGCCGCCACAUCACCCUCCCCGCCUCCACCAGAAGGUGGAUCGAGCCAACUGCCAAAGAGGCACAAACUUGGCGUGAUCGGGAAGACAGCGCCAAGUCCUGUUCCGGAGCCGUCCGCCGCGAGUGCGAGCGAUGACUCCAGGGGUCGAAGCAGAACACCGGCGACUGCACCUAAGGAAGAGCGGAAACGAGAGACAUCACAGGAACGAGCCGACCGGAAGCGGGCCGAGCUCCAGAGGGAAAUGGAGAAGCGCGCGGCUGCGGGUCCUGCGAAGAAGAAGCGCAGGUUUUGA
This is a messenger RNA of Chaetomium strumarium, 1581 nucleotides long. Its product is annotated as XRCC4-like factor-domain-containing protein. Gene Ontology annotation, cellular component: DNA ligase IV complex; nucleus. Gene Ontology annotation, biological process: double-strand break repair via nonhomologous end joining. The coding region runs from base 1 to 1581 and encodes 526 amino acids. The record is from RefSeq and is a predicted model, not a curated record. The transcript has a single exon. Gene Ontology annotation, molecular function: DNA end binding. NCBI's taxonomy places the organism in Eukaryota, Fungi, Ascomycota, Sordariomycetes, Sordariales, Chaetomiaceae.